CGAGGCCCGGCCGGCCGGCGGCUGUCAUGGAGGCAGCGGCGCGGAGGCGGCAGCACCCGGGAGCGGCGGGCGGCCCGGGCGCGCAGGCGGGCGCCUCCCUCUCGCAGGCCAGGCACAGCUCUGUCAAGGCCGAGGAGGCUACAGGCACUGCUCCCUUCCACCUGGACCUCUGGUUCUACUUCACCCUGCAGAACUGGGUCCUGGACUUUGGCCGCCCCAUUGCCAUGCUGGUGUUCCCUCUUGAAUGGUUUCCGCUCAACAAGCCCAGCGUGGGGGACUACUUCCACAUGGCCUACAACAUCAUCACACCCUUUCUUCUGCUUAAGCUCAUCGAGCGGUCCCCCCGCACCCUGCCGCGGUCCAUGAUCUAUGUCAGCAUCAUCACCUUCAUCAUGGGUGCCAGCAUCCACCUGGUGGGCGACUCCGUAAACCACCGCCUGCUCUUCAGCGGCUACCAGCACCACUUGUCUGUCCGCGAGAACCCCAUCAUCAAGAAUCUCAAACCUGAGACCCUGAUCGACUCCUUUGAGCUGCUGUACUACUACGAUGAGUACCUGGGCCACUCCAUGUGGUACAUCCCCUUCUUCCUCAUCCUCUUCAUGUACUUCAGUGGCUGUUUUACUCCCCCCAGAGGUGAGAGUGCAAUGCCAGGGGUGGCCCUGUUCCUGGUGGUGCCCAGUGGCCUAUACUACUGGUACCUGGUCACUGAGGGCCAGAUCUUCAUCCUCUUCAUCUUCACCUUCUUCGCCAUGCUGGCCCUCGUCCUGCACCAGAAGCGCAAGCGCCUCUUCCUGGACAGCAACGGGCGCUUCCUCUUCUACUCUUUUGGCCUCACCCUCCUACUUGUGGCGCUCUGGGUGGCCUGGCUGUGGAAUGACCCUGUCCUCAGGAAGAAGUACCCAGGCGUCAUCUACGUCCCCGAGCCCUGGGCCUUCUACACCCUCCACGUCAGCAGCGGACACUGAAUCCCUGGCACCCACCACUGGUGCUUGGCGAGCAGGGGCUAGGCCACAGAGGGCGUGUGCACAUGGAGUGUGCUUGUGUGUGCAUGUGUGUGUGUGUGUGUGUGUGUGUGUACACAUGGCCACAUGUGCCUGCCCAUGUCUAACUGAAAACAUGGAUGAGGAUAUACAUGGACUGGGUUGUAUGUGUGCGAGCAGAUUGUAUCAUAAUAAGACUCCAUUGUUUGGCCAAGUUUCUUGUUGGCUCAGAUGGUCUCAGGUGGGAUUAGUGUUUGACAGCGUGUCUGGGCCGAGAUCUGGGCCCUGCCUCCCCAUGCACCUGACUGGAGUCAGGUCCCUCUCACUGUCUCUGCUCAGGGCCAUUUUCGGUUCCUGGUGGCUGAGCAGAGGCGGCUUGUGUGGGCCGAAGCAAGGCUGGGAUUCAGUAGAUCCCUUCCCACACUCCUGUUACACCCCGCAGAUCCACUCUGACCCUGCUGGCUAGAUCGCAUAAGUUACUUGAGCUUCUGAGUAUUAUUGAACAAAGCGUGUCCACUUCUGGGCCUUAUCUGUACUCAGUGGCCCCAAAGUGGGUAAGUGUGCUGGUUGCAGAUCCUUUUGGACAGCCCUGGAAUGGACAGAAAGUUCUAUCCUGCCUUGGAUGGAGAGUAUGCACUUCAGGCCUUACAGGGUGUUAAGCCUCCCUGACAUAGGAGCCCGAGGCCAGCCCACUCUCUUCACCGCCAGCCUGAUUUUGGAAUCUGGCCAUGCCAGCUCUCGACCUUCUCCCCACUGCCCCUGUGGGAGAACUGGGGCACGCCCUUCAUGCCAGCCUGACUGAGUUUUUGAGCUGCAGCCAAAAGUUAAAUUCUUAAAUACUCAUUCUAUUUCCCGAGCCCCAGAAAAGGGAGGCCCCAUCCUAACAACACCCCUACUUCUCCCAGGCAUUGGGUGCAGGUCCCCUCACACAGCAUCAGCCCCCAGCUUCAUUCUCCAGCUGACUCUGGCCCACAGCUGCUUGUGGGGCCCAGGGACCUGUGUUGCCUUCCCUGGACCUGCCUCCUCUCCUAUGGUCUCAGGGAGCCCCGGCACUUGGAUUCUCCUUUCAUGUUGAGGUCCCUCUAGGUUCCCCUAAGAGUCCCCUCUAGUCUGCCAGCAGCUUCAGGUGAUGAGAGAUGGGAAUAAAAGUUGUAUAGAGCUACAUCUGGCUGGUGGCUGCUGCUUGUUUUGGGGGUGGACUGGGUAGGCAGGAGGGAAUUCCCUGGAGCUGGGGAGAGAGUGGCAAGUCUCCCCGCAGCAGAAGCCCUGGGUGGACCCAAAGGGCCCACUCAGCUCCUGUCUGGCCAAGUCAGGUGCUGCCACUACCUACUAGCCUUCCAUGCUACUUAAGAUCCCAGGGUGUAGUUGCAGGGCAAGAUGGGGCUCUCCCCUUU
Messenger RNA from Talpa occidentalis (Iberian mole), 2374 nucleotides. It is a transcript of the gene CLN6, whose product is annotated as CLN6 transmembrane ER protein. Lineage: Eukaryota; Metazoa; Chordata; Mammalia; Eulipotyphla; Talpidae. The transcript is spliced from 7 exons. The coding region runs from base 27 to 965 and encodes 312 amino acids. The record is from RefSeq and is a predicted model, not a curated record.